AUGUCGGUUGCCUUGCUUUCUGCUUUUAUCGCUGCUCUCAUCGUACUUUGCCCUGUUCACGUUGGCGGUGUAGGGACGACGCUGGGUAUCGAAAACAUUGUCAAAGGACGUUGCGCGUAUUACCGGCAAUCUAGACUUCCGGCUGAAGCUGGUGAAGACUUUGCUCUCACUUCUCUCCGUAAUUUGGACUGUGAUAAGGUAUGGGACGCAUUCAAAGGUGCAUUUGCUCACAGAAAUCCGUGCAAAGUAGUAACGGAGGACUACUCUGCUUACUAUAACUUGACUGAAACGGAAAUUCCUGCAGGCAAGGAGUUGAAUGGCAAAUCUCUUCCUUCAAUAGUCCAAGAAUUCUGGGGCAUUUGGUUUGACGUCCUCAUUGACUAA
This is a messenger RNA of Corticium candelabrum, 384 nucleotides long. RefSeq names its product ADP-ribosyl cyclase/cyclic ADP-ribose hydrolase 1-like. Lineage: Eukaryota; Metazoa; Porifera; Homoscleromorpha; Homosclerophorida; Plakinidae. Bases 1 to 384 code for a protein of 127 amino acids. The record is from RefSeq and is a predicted model, not a curated record. Gene Ontology annotation, biological process: positive regulation of B cell proliferation. Gene Ontology annotation, molecular function: NAD+ nucleosidase activity; phosphorus-oxygen lyase activity. Gene Ontology annotation, cellular component: plasma membrane. The transcript is spliced from 2 exons.